Molecule: messenger RNA, 1459 nt
Organism: Rattus norvegicus (Norway rat)
Lineage: Eukaryota; Metazoa; Chordata; Mammalia; Rodentia; Muridae
Gene: Ca2
Product: carbonic anhydrase 2
Biological process (GO): positive regulation of dipeptide transmembrane transport; regulation of intracellular pH
Cellular component (GO): cytosol; cytoplasm; plasma membrane
Molecular function (GO): zinc ion binding; carbonate dehydratase activity; cyanamide hydratase activity
Source: RefSeq, marked provisional
GCGUGACUAUGUCCCACCACUGGGGAUACAGCAAGAGCAACGGACCAGAGAACUGGCACAAGGAGUUCCCCAUUGCCAAUGGAGACCGACAGUCCCCUGUGGACAUUGACACCGGGACUGCCCAGCAUGACCCUUCCCUACAGCCUCUGCUCAUAUGUUACGAUAAGGUUGCUUCCAAGAGCAUUGUCAACAAUGGCCAUUCCUUCAACGUUGAGUUUGAUGACUCCCAGGACUUUGCAGUGCUGAAAGAGGGACCCCUCAGUGGCUCCUACAGAUUGAUCCAGUUUCACUUUCACUGGGGCUCAUCUGAUGGCCAGGGCUCUGAGCACACCGUGAACAAAAAAAAAUAUGCUGCAGAGCUUCACUUGGUUCACUGGAACACCAAAUAUGGGGAUUUUGGAAAAGCUGUGCAGCACCCAGAUGGACUGGCUGUUUUAGGUAUUUUUUUGAAGAUUGGACCUGCCUCACAAGGCCUUCAGAAAAUCACUGAAGCACUGCAUUCCAUUAAAACAAAGGGGAAACGUGCAGCCUUUGCUAACUUUGAUCCUUGCUCCCUUCUUCCUGGAAACUUGGACUACUGGACAUAUCCUGGCUCUCUGACCACUCCGCCCCUGCUGGAAUGUGUGACCUGGAUAGUGCUCAAGGAACCCAUUACUGUCAGCAGUGAGCAGAUGUCUCAUUUCCGUAAACUGAACUUCAAUUCGGAGGGGGAGGCUGAAGAACUGAUGGUGGACAACUGGCGUCCAGCUCAGCCGCUGAAGAACAGAAAGAUCAAGGCGUCCUUUAAAUAAAAUGACCCUGCAGCUGGGGUCCAAAAAGCACAAGUGUGGCUGCCUCUCUGUAGCUAAGCACAGUUCCGCCUUGGUGAUUCAGAUCCCGACUUUGCAUCUGAUAUUGUAGGCCUUUUUACCUCUCACCCAUUGUGCUUACUAAUAAAAUGUGAAAAGGAAGACCCAGGUGUCUCAUGUGGUGGUAGCAUGGUGGCAGGCUGGUGGUUGACUUAGGGCAUCCUUUCUCAGCCACAACAAUGCAAUGCAAAGAACAGAUAUGGCCUCUUGCUUCUUCACAGCCAUAGAAUAAUGAGUACUCAGGCCUGUUUAUUAAAAUGCUAUUUUUAAAACCAUAUAAGGUAGAAUGAUUGAUUACAAAUCCACAUCAUGAGACAAACUGAGGCAAUUUAGGCAAAUCAGGUAAAACAGUCAUAGUUUUAUGGUUAUUAAUUAGAUGAAUGUUCACUAUUCCAAGAUCUUAUAUUAAAGAAAAACUUUUAAAAAGCUUAUAUAUUUGUAGCAAAGUUAUUCUUAAAUAUGAAUUAUGUUGUAACUUAGUGACUUUUGAUUUCUAGAGGUGUAAAUGAAGAUGUAAAAAUUGAUAUAGUUGUGAUACAGAGUAUAUUUCCCUUCAGAUAACUUACCAUAACCUAAUGGAUAAUGUAUUUUAGAUAUAUUCUCUAAUAAAA